Eurytemora carolleeae is the source of this 1426-nucleotide messenger RNA. RefSeq lists its product as uncharacterized. The transcript has 11 exons. Gene Ontology annotation, molecular function: N-acetyltransferase activity. NCBI's taxonomy places the organism in Eukaryota, Metazoa, Arthropoda, Copepoda, Calanoida, Temoridae. The record is from RefSeq and is a predicted model, not a curated record. The coding region runs from base 220 to 1008 and encodes 262 amino acids.
GUGAAGUUAGCUUAGUUUGAACUAGACAAUUUCAAAACAAAUUAAGUGAACUUUGUAUCCUGUUAUCCUGUUAUCCUGUUAUCCUGUUAUCCUGUUAUCCUGUAAUCCUAGUUUUCCACAACAAUAUCUAGUUAUCAGGUUAUUUUCCUACUAGCAGUACAGCAUCUGGUGACUAAAAGAAGAUCAGCGGACAACAUUAGCUCAUAUAAAUCUUAAAAAAUGGCGCAUGUUCUAAUCCGACCCUACAAAUAUGAGGAUGAAAGAGAGGUGCAGAAGUUGGUCCAGAAUUCCUGCCUGGAGCAGGUCAACCCAGUUUACCUGGGGGCAUUCUUUCGUGAGUCCACAAUCCAGGUACUCCUUGUUUUCUGCGCACUGAGUUUUAUAUUCUGUGGAGUUCCUCUGUAUUUGUGCUGGGUCAUAUUCCCAGUAGCAGCAGUACUCCUCUACCCAGUUGUUUAUCUUGGUUUCUGGCAUUGGCUUGCUACACAAGCAAAAGAUCUUGAUAAUAUUGAUGAGAAUUAUGGAUCCAAUCCUAAAGCUUGUUUCUGGAUUGCAGAACUUAUCUCUGAGGAGAUGGCCAACAAUUGCAGAACUUCCGAAAAAGUUUUAUUUUUAAAAAAUGUUAAAGCAUUUUCCAAGCCUGAAAUAAUCGCCGUCUGUGCUGUGUACGUGAAAACAGACAAAAAUAUGCAAGAGCCUCCAAAUACAGUAGGUGUUGUUGGCAGGUUUGCUGUUAAAAAAGAUUUUCAGAGGUUUGGUUUGGCCGGAGAAAUGUUUGCAGUUUUGUGGAACCAUUCCCUUUAUUUAUUCAGGGCUUUGGAAGUUGACAUAUCUGAACACCAGGUUAUUGCCAGAAAUUUUUUCGAGAAGCGAGAUUUCACAUUCCUUCACCAGACUGACUGCUCAGCUGUUCCUCUGCUUUUCAAUUAUCGUAUCCAGCGCAUGCGCCGCGCUUGUAUCCUUAACUCCAUGGAAGACGAUUUGAAGGAAACCAUAAUUCAAAAAUAAAGGCUUCCGAGUUGGUACUUAUUUAUUGUUAUUGUGCAUUUGAGCAUUUAUUUAUUGUAUAGUUUAAUAAUUGAUAAAGUUUUAACAUUUUUUAUAAAUAUUAAGUUAUUAACUUUUGCAAGCUAUUUGCACUAAUAUAACUUACUUUAACUAAUGCUGCCUCGAAAGAUUCAAAGCUUUAAAAAUGUAGAAUAACAAGAUCUUGUUUCCUCAGAGUUUUGUUACAUGAAUUAAAAUUAUGUAAUAUUUCAUUGUUUAGUCAAAAAUUAUGAUGCCAUCAAGUAAUUAGUAUAGCUGAAAUUAACAAACAGCGAAAUAGAUGCAAGUUUAUUUGAUAUUUAUUUUAUUUUGUGAAGUAUUAAAAUAAAAAAUUUUCUUCCUGUUCCAGAAAGAACUGAUAUUUGUUGCUUUAAGCCUG